AUGUUUUUUCAAAUUAAUUUUUUUUUUAUUUUUAGAUCUUUACUAGAAACCUAUAGAAAUGCUAAUUUAAAUACUAGAACGAGUAGAAAUUUCUCGGCUUAUGAAGCAGAAGGGAAAACAUAUGCAGUAAAAUUAAACAAAAAUAAACAUGGUGUCAUUAGCAUAAGUAGAGUUCAAACUUUUGGUUUUGUUUUACCUACUGGUGAAGAAUUAAUUGGUCCAACAAUAUUUUUUCCAAAUACAGUUUUCAGUUGGAAUGUUCUUCAUGCAAGAGAUGUAAAUGAAGAAUCUUUAACAUUAUUUAGCAUUUUAGAUCCUAAAAUAGAAAUAUUGAUAUUCGGUUAUGGAAUACCGAGUGAUUUAACACCUGAAAUAAGAAAUAAUUUUAUAAAUAUUUGUAAAAAAAUUGGUAUGAAAUAUGAAAUAUUACCUACACAUCAAGCAGCUGGCCUGUUUAAUUUUCUAGCAGAAGAUGCUAG
Molecule: messenger RNA, 479 nt
Organism: Pediculus humanus corporis (human body louse)
Lineage: Eukaryota; Metazoa; Arthropoda; Insecta; Psocodea; Pediculidae
Exons: 1
Biological process (GO): mitochondrial respiratory chain complex I assembly
Cellular component (GO): mitochondrial inner membrane
Source: RefSeq, a predicted model, not a curated record